Penicillium crustosum is the source of this 1050-nucleotide messenger RNA. Its product is annotated as copper fist DNA-binding domain-containing protein. Gene Ontology annotation, cellular component: nucleus. The record is from RefSeq and is a predicted model, not a curated record. The coding region runs from base 1 to 1050 and encodes 349 amino acids. NCBI's taxonomy places the organism in Eukaryota, Fungi, Ascomycota, Eurotiomycetes, Eurotiales, Aspergillaceae. Gene Ontology annotation, molecular function: DNA-binding transcription factor activity, RNA polymerase II-specific; RNA polymerase II cis-regulatory region sequence-specific DNA binding; copper ion binding. The transcript has 3 exons. Gene Ontology annotation, biological process: intracellular copper ion homeostasis; intracellular iron ion homeostasis; positive regulation of transcription by RNA polymerase II.
AUGCUUAUCAAUGGUGAGAAGUGGGCUUGUGACGCCUGUAUCCGUGGCCACCGUGCUGCCAGUUGUUCCCAUUCCGAGCGUCCCUUGACCCUUAUCAGUAAAAAAGGGCGACCAGUCUCUCAGUGCACUCACUGUCGUAGUCUACGCGAAUCACGAUCAGCACAUGUCAAGUGCGGAUGUGGCAAUAAUAACAGAGCAAAGAAUGACUGCAAGACUCAAAAUUAUUAUCCACAAUGUAAUUGCGUUCGUGGGGAGCGUUGUGUCUGUGCGUUGAAGAAAGAGCCGUCCCUAGAACUCGAUUCUGGGCUUUCUCCGCCGCAUCCCCUUGUCCACGAACACAGAAAGAGCACGUUAUCCGAGUCAGAGAGCGCAGUAGCUGCCCUCCACGAAGAUCGUUGCAGGUCUCCUGGACAGUUCACCUCUAUACAGACAAGUCCCUCAGCAAGUAUACCCAAAUCCCAAACUUUGAAUCAGCACAGCUGGCUCCAGUAUAAGUCAGCUGAGGACAGCUUUGCCGCAAACUCAGUUAUAUCACCUGCCGACCUCUCAUCCUUCACUGGCCUUUCUUCCGCCAUGACACCUGGCUACCCCCGAUACAUAGAACCCGCUUCAGCACCAAGGGCUCUUGAUAACUUCUCAGUUCAUCGAACUGUGACAGAGAAUCCUGAUCUGGAUAUGCCGUCCUUUUCUUCUGUUGACUUCCCAAUAAUGACAGCCUCAAGCGGACUCGUGAACGGCAUAAAUUCCGAGAAUCUGUAUGGAGAGGACAUGUUUUCCUCCACUUAUACGCAGCUCUCACCAGGCCGCACAGGAGCAGACGCCUAUACUGCUGAUUGGGAGGGGUCCCAUCCAGAUGUGUUUGGUACUGGCAAUGCUCAAAUUCCGCACGGCUUCACUCCUUACGCUUUGCGCUUACCCUCGCCAUUAUUAUUCAACGGUACUGGCGAGGUGAAGGAACUUGAAGCAUCUUCAAACCAUGGAAAUGAAGGAGCUAGUCAACCAUACGCACGUCGAAUACAUGAUCCCUCCACGUCAGCUGCACAGUACUAG